AUGACGAGAAGAAUCGUCCGUACAAGCCUUCAGCUUGGAAGUGUCCUUUUCAUCGUUCUCUGCGUCCUGCUUCUCCUAGACAACAAAAUCAGGCUCUUGCCGAGUGCGAUCCAUAACCGACUACCGGCCCAUCAUCCUGGCUUAGUUGUUACCGAUGUCGCAAUCACGACCUGCUCAUCGCUAAAUAUAUUCGGUAGCUGCAAGCUGGACGAAACGAAAUGGCAUCGCAUAGAGAAGGAUCUCUAUCUUGGUAGUGGAUUGCUCUCGAAAGCAUAUCUCCAUAUUGAGCGCAAAAAGGAAGAAGAUCUAGAAGCGAACGACGCCGUCGUUAUUGAUCUGAAGAUCAGUCGCCUCAAACCUGCCAAUGCUCAAGAAGCGCAAGGGAAGGAGAGCUGGGAGUCAAGACGAGGAGGCGUCUGGAUUAAGAGGUCUACAAAACGGCAUGGUAGCGACUCCAGCAAGACGAUCACUGGUGUGGAUGUGUUGUUCGGAUCUGAUGCGGUGGAUCCCCGGCCAGGGUGGCAGGUCCAGGAAAUUGCCCUGCUGCUCGACACCCGUGCAGACGGACGAGAAGCACGUCUGACAGUACGACGGGGUCCUGCCGCCAAAAUCGACAAACCCACCCCUCGCAUCAAUCAGAAUGGGAAAUUCAAGAUUAUGCAGAUCGCCGACCUCCAUCUGAGUACUGGAUUGGGAAAAUGCAGAGAUGCAUUACCGGUUGAUCACAACGGAGGGAAAUGCGAUGCUGAUCCGCGCACAUUGGAAUUCGUAGAGAAAAUGCUUGACGAAGAAAAGCCAGAUUUCUGCGUUCUGAGCGGUGACCAAGUCAACGGCGAGACUGCGCCAGAUUCUCAAUCUGCCAUUUUCAAAAUUGCUGAAAUCCUCAAGCGACGAAAAAUACCCUAUGCUGCGAUUUUCGGAAACCAUGACGACGAAGGCGACCUUGACCGAGCCGGCACAAUGGCCGUGAUGCAAGACUUGCCCUACUCAUUGUCUGAAGCAGGACCAACCGACAUCGAUGGCGUUGGGAAUUACUUCGUGGAGAUCUUGGGUCGAGGUUCCACAGCGCAUUCCGCCCUCACAUUGUACCUUCUCGACACGCAUUCGUAUUCGCCAGACGAGCGACAGUUCAGGGGCUACGACUGGUUGAAACCAAAUCAAAUCGACUGGUUCAAAAAGGCUUCUCAGGGUUUGAAGAAUAAGCACAAGGAGUAUACACAUAUUCAUAUGGAUCUAGCUUUUAUCCACAUUCCGCUGCCCGAAUAUCGCAACCCGAGUGGACUUAGAGUUGUCGGAAAUUGGUCAGAACCACCGACGGCACCUGGUUUCAAUUCGGGCUUCAAGGACGCUCUAGUUGAGGAAGGUGUCGUCCUUGUAAGCUGUGGACAUGACCACGUCAACGACUACUGCGUUCCAGGCACCAACGACAAAGGCAAGCCUGCGUUAUGGAUGUGCUAUGGCGGCGCGGUGGGGUUUGGAGGAUACGGCGGGUAUUAUGGCUAUCAUCGCCGGAUACGAUUCUUCGAUAUCGACAUGAACGAAGCAAGGAUCCACACUUAUAAGCGGCUGGAAUGGGGCGUCACAGAGUCGAGGGUUGACGACCAAAUGAUCAUCGACCAGGGCAAGGUUGUGGUCUAG
Endocarpon pusillum Z07020 is the source of this 1638-nucleotide messenger RNA. RefSeq lists its product as uncharacterized. Gene Ontology annotation, molecular function: phosphoprotein phosphatase activity. The record is from RefSeq and is a predicted model, not a curated record. The transcript is spliced from 3 exons. NCBI's taxonomy places the organism in Eukaryota, Fungi, Ascomycota, Eurotiomycetes, Verrucariales, Verrucariaceae. The coding region runs from base 1 to 1638 and encodes 545 amino acids. Gene Ontology annotation, cellular component: cytoplasm.